GCCGGUGAACCGGAUGCGCUGUCAGUCUCCUCCUCCGCGUCCUUAGCCUCCACCCAGCUCCCUGGAGAAGCCGCUGCCACCCCGAGGCCUUGGCCAAGAGGCUGCUGGCGACUGGCCCGGCGGGCGCGGGCACGGUAGGAGCUGGGCGCGCACGGCUACCGCGCGUGGAGGAGACACAGCCCUGCGGCCAUGGGUGCCAGGGCCGCUCCUUCACGCAGGAGACAGGCGGGCCGCAGGUUGCGCUACCUGCCAACAGGCAGCUUUCCCUUCCUCCUCUUGCUGCUGCUGCUCUGCAUCCAGCUCGGGGGCGGACAGAAGAAAAAAGAGAACCUUUUGGCUGAAAAAGUAGAACAGCUGAUGGAAUGGAGUUCCAGGCGCUCCAUCUUCCGAAUGAAUGGUGACAAGUUCCGGAAAUUUGUAAAGGCCCCACCUCGAAACUACUCUAUGAUUGUUAUGUUCACUGCUCUCCAGCCUCAGCGGCAGUGUUCUGUCUGCAGGCAAGCUAAUGAGGAAUACCAAAUCCUGGCUAAUUCCUGGCGUUAUUCAUCUGCUUUCUGCAACAAACUGUUCUUUGGAAUGGUGGACUAUGAUGAAGGAACAGAUGUUUUCCAACAGCUCAACAUGAACUCUGCUCCCACAUUCAUGCAUUUUCCCUCCAAAGGCAGACCCAAGAGAGCUGAUACUUUUGACCUUCAGCGAAUCGGAUUUGCAGCUGAACAGCUAGCAAAGUGGAUUGCAGACAGAACGGAUGUCCAUAUUCGAGUUUUCAGGCCACCCAACUACUCUGGCACCAUUGCUCUGGCCCUGUUAGUAUCGCUGGUUGGUGGCUUGCUCUAUCUAAGGAGGAACAACUUGGAGUUUAUCUAUAACAAGACUGGUUGGGCCAUGGUAUCUCUGUGUAUAGUCUUUGCUAUGACGUCUGGCCAGAUGUGGAAUCAUAUCCGUGGACCUCCAUAUGCUCAUAAGAACCCACACAAUGGACAAGUGAGCUACAUUCAUGGGAGCAGCCAGGCUCAGUUUGUGGCAGAGUCACACAUCAUUCUGGUUCUGAAUGCUGCUAUCACCAUGGGGAUGGUUCUUCUAAAUGAAGCAGCAACUUCCAAAGGGGAUGUCGGAAAAAGACGGAUAAUAUGCCUCGUGGGAUUAGGCCUGGUGGUCUUCUUCUUCAGCUUCCUACUUUCAAUAUUCCGUUCAAAGUAUCACGGCUAUCCAUACAGCUUUUUAAUUAAAUGAAGCCAAGUGGGAUUCGCAUACAGUGAGUUUCCUGUGAAGAGAAGCUGUUCCUCACAUUUUCUUAUUUGGAAUUCUUGGAUUCAUUCUCUGUUGAUUGUGAUACGCUAGCUUAUUCUUGUAUGAUUUUUUUAAACUGUGGAUUUUCCUAAAAAAUUUAAUUUAUAGAAGUGGAUAUGUAAUAUUGAGUAAUCCACAAUGGAACAUCAAGUGUUUUUCCAGUAUUCAGUGUAUGCUACAGGAGUGAAAUAAAUAGCAGUGUAACUAUGAAAACAUGUUUUAGAACUGUGUUUGCCCUUUAGUAAAGAAACUACAUGUUAGUAAAGGAAUCCGUGGAAUGUAUGUAAAAGAAUUAUUAGUAUUGUACAAGGCUAGGCCAUAUGCAUGAAAUGUGUCAUGUGGACAUCCUUACUGCUGUUUCUCUUAUAAAGGACGUGCACUGUUACAAAUGUGUGUCUUAUUCUUGCUGCAAGUAGAUCAUGAGACAUAAAGGACAAAGAGCUGGGUAAACAUUAAUGCCAGGUUUGGUUACAAGAACCCACAUCAGGUGACUUAGAACCGCCUAUAAGUCCAGUCCCAGGGCUCUCUAUAACCUAUAUUCACUGUAUUCAAAUUUUUCAUUAAAAUUCAUCAUUCAUUUGGCAGUCUUUCUCUAGAAUUUUAAAUUACUUUUCUUCUAAGAGAGAAAAAUCCCCUUUCAAGGAGAUUCAUUAUAUAUAUAUAUGGUCAUUUGCUGGUCAAUUUGCUGUGCUUUCUUUAGCACAAUGCUCCUUGCGUUAUGUUUUCAAAUAAAUCCAAUAACUAACCAUAAAUUUCUUUUACAAAUAAAAUAAUAUUUCUCAACA
This is a messenger RNA of Chionomys nivalis (European snow vole), 2075 nucleotides long. It is a transcript of the gene Tusc3, whose product is annotated as tumor suppressor candidate 3. Bases 190 to 1233 code for a protein of 347 amino acids. NCBI's taxonomy places the organism in Eukaryota, Metazoa, Chordata, Mammalia, Rodentia, Cricetidae. The record is from RefSeq and is a predicted model, not a curated record. The transcript has 10 exons. Gene Ontology annotation, cellular component: oligosaccharyltransferase complex.